AUGUUUGCAUUCGCUCUCGUUUCCGUUGUCUUCGCGGCGGCUGCCAACGGCUUGCCAAACGUUGGCAUCCGACAAGACUUCGACUCCUGCGGAACUCUCGCGAAUUCAUCUCCCAACGGAUCCAACUUCACUCUAGUUGCUUCCAGCGUGGCAGACGGCGCGAACAGCGCGCUCGUGCUUGGCCCCAACAGCAUCGGCAUCUCGGGCGCAAACGCUGUUUUGGUGACCGCCGCUUCAUACACCGGGGGCGGUUACCCAGGGCCAAGCUGGUCGCUACUCGAAGGCGCUCUCAUAGCAUCCGCUGACCCGGCUGGCGCGUCCGCGUAUGAUUUGUCCGUCAAUGCUGGAUCGGGGCUUGGCUUCAUAGUCUCUGAGGAAAACCAAUCCAGUGCUCAGAUCUACUGCAUCCAGUCCAUCGGCGAUCCGGCUGGGUUGAACCAUCCGCACCUCGCUGUCAACGGACAAACGGAGGAUUUCUCGCUCUGUGCCAGCACCAGUUCAGGCGCAGAGGCGGUGAUCUAUCAGAGCACUAACGACAACGGCGGAGAGUACGACUACGAUAGCUGCUAUGCAGUCAAUAUCGAAGUUGUGUAUUAG
Laetiporus sulphureus 93-53 is the source of this 597-nucleotide messenger RNA. RefSeq lists its product as uncharacterized. Lineage: Eukaryota; Fungi; Basidiomycota; Agaricomycetes; Polyporales; Laetiporaceae. The record is from RefSeq and is a predicted model, not a curated record. The transcript has 3 exons. Bases 1 to 597 code for a protein of 198 amino acids.